Mycena indigotica is the source of this 849-nucleotide messenger RNA. RefSeq lists its product as uncharacterized. The transcript is spliced from 11 exons. Lineage: Eukaryota; Fungi; Basidiomycota; Agaricomycetes; Agaricales; Mycenaceae. Bases 28 to 849 code for a protein of 273 amino acids. The record is from RefSeq and is a predicted model, not a curated record. Gene Ontology annotation, cellular component: membrane.
CAACAGCUCUUGUCCAGAACCGUCACUAUGAGCAGCUAUCCCGUCCCUCCACCAACGUACACGACCCCUCAACUGAAACCAUAUACCGACGAGACUCCACUUAUAGAUGUGGAGAGCGCUUCAGAGGCUUCUCCUCUUCUUGUCAGCGGAAGUAUUGCGAAUCAAAUCGAGGUCAAUGGGAUUCCGGAUGACUUUAAGUAUGGGACAACGGUGUCAGAUAGCGCCCCACAAAUUCGCAAGGCCUUCGUUCGCAAGGUUUACAGUAUACUGAUGAUUCAAAUUUUUGCGACUAUUAUCAUUGCGGGAACCGUGUCGCAGUCGUCCCAAGCGAUUGAUUGGGUUAUGAACCAUCUUUGGGCGCUCUUUGUUCCUGCUAUACUCGCUCUCGUCAACCUGAUCUUGCUUCAAUGGAAGCGUCAUUUACACCCGCUGAAUCUCGUCUUGCUGUCGACAUUCACGCUUCUAGAAGCGUAUGUUGUGGGGAUAGCUGUCGCUCACUAUGACAAUCAAAUCAUUCUCCAAGCACUCGGAAUCACCCUAGCUGUAUUCCUCGCACUGACUGUUUUCACUUUCCAGAGCAAGUAUGAUUUCGCAGGAUGGGGACCCUUCCUCUUGUCAGCAAUCAUAGUAUUCAUUACUACCUCCUUUGUCCACUUGCUGGUGGCGCCAUUCACCCACACCACUGACGUCGUCAUCACCGUUUGCGGCUGCCUGGUCUUCAGCGCAUUCAUCGUCUACGACACCUACAAUGUCAACAAGCGCCUCUCGCCUGACGAAUUCAUUGCUGGUGCUGUCAGUCUUUACCUUGAUUUCCUCAAUCUAUUCCUCCGCAUUUUGCGCUUGCAGUAG